AUGGGUAUCCUUGUGGUUGUUGCUGGGGCUCUGUUCGCGCUGCUUUUGCCCCCUGCAGCUUAUGCAUCUCGGAGCUAUCCAACAGGUGAAGAGGCAGAUCAAAAGCUCCAUGCGAUCAUCAACAACGAAACAAAUUCGAUUCGAGGAUUGAUCGACCAUGUUUCACCUCAUCACGAUAAGGCUUCUGACGCUAAUAUCAUCUACUUUGCAUAUCAUGGUGUUGCAACGGCACCAAAUGGUUACUACGGGUUCAUCGGAACAAUGGACGUGUAUGGCUUCCCCUUGUCACAAGGACAAGGGAGUGCAGCCGCGGUUUGGAUUUCCGACGAAGGAGAUGGUGCAAGAUCAGGCCUGAAAAACAUUAUGAUUGGUUGGGAUGUUUUACCCGACCUGUACGGCGAUUCCAAGACCCAUUUUUACACCAAGUGGACCAAUGAUGGGUAUCAAAGCACAGGUUGCUUCAACACGAAGUGCAAUGGUUUUGUGCCUGAAAAAGGUGCAGCCAUCGCCCCUGGAGAUGUCAUCGAUCGCGUAUCAUCUCCCAAGGGAGCCAAGCGAAAUCUCAACCUUAAAAUCAUCAAGAACGGCACAUCAGGUGACUGGCUUGUGCACACCGGUCUGGAUCGUGACCCUCAACUGAUCGGCCGUUUCCCUAGAUCGCUCUUCACCGGAGGCUUUGCAGAUAAAGCCGUCGGCGUGCUGUUUGGCGGCGUGGCGGCGGCGCCCCUAACGAAUCCGGCGCCGAUGGGGAGUGGGUACCUGCCGACGGACGUCAAGAGCGCUGCGUCCAUCAGCAACAUUCAGCUCAUCGACCAAGAUGGCCGGGCAUGGCCUGUCACUGGGGACCUGCCCAAGGUCGAGACCAACCCGAGUGCCUACGCCGUCAGCCCCAUCGUCAACGGGCAGUUCUUCUACGGGGGACACCAGCAACCACCGGUGGUGCCAUGA
Molecule: messenger RNA, 948 nt
Organism: Sorghum bicolor (sorghum)
Lineage: Eukaryota; Viridiplantae; Streptophyta; Magnoliopsida; Poales; Poaceae
Exons: 5
Coding region: 1-948 (315 amino acids)
Source: RefSeq, a predicted model, not a curated record